GACAGUGACCAUGUAGCAUGUAAAAAGUAAAGACUUGCUUAUGUUAAUGUUUGUUGUUUAUAAUUGUAGGAUAUACAACUUUUUUUCGUUGAUAAAAGAUCUUAGUCUUUUACAUAUCCUUGGUUAAUACUAAUAGAGUAUGAGUAUGUUCAUUUGAAGUUAAACGUUUGUGUCUAUCAUAAUCAUGUAAGUUGUUGCUCCCGUUGUUGUUUAGCUUCCACAAGAUCGUUGAAGACUUUGAAUACAGAACAAAGAACAAUGGAAGACUCAAGCUCAACGGCCAUAGAGACAGAUGUGGCCUCCCCCGCGAGGACGCCAGUCGUGACUGCGUCAAAAACCACUAGGCCUCCAAGGUUCCUUCGCAUUUUACGUCUAUCACGUUUCAUCCAGACUCUCUCCGCCUUGGGGAUUAGUAUCCUUUACCUUGUGGACAUUGGUUGCUUUCUACAUCCGGAUGGUGGUUUACCUGCUGGCGAGGUGAGGGAAUUCUACCACCAUAAAUUGGAAAAGGGAGUAAGAGAGCAGGCUCUCAUGGGAAAAGGUGAUGGCGGAAGUCGGAGACUUCAGUAUGUCCGCGAACGACCACUCAUGGAAGACCCUGUCACAGGAGAAAUCAAGCUGGAUGAUCCAGCACAAAAACCAGCAUUCAUGAAUUUUCCUAUACUUUUAGAAAACGGUCAAGCUACGAAAAGUGCCGCGGUUAGGGAAUACAGUUUGGAAGAGAUGAAGGAAAUCCAGAUGGAUCAUGGGGAAGGUGAGCAAGAAUUCCACAAGAAAACCAUCUGCAAUCUUGCGAGAACGGCAGUUGAAACUAGAAGGACAGCGAGAUACGAAGCUCGAAAACGUGGUAGCGUCUUGUUAUGGUCAGCUUUUAUCAGUCUUUCUCCUCACCAAGGUCGGUGCCCUCGUCUUCCGUGAAAAAAUACAAGGAAAAAGGUAUCGAGAUGUUGAGGGUAUCGAGAUCAUGUUGACCAAAAGCUGACUCUAAUUUUGCAUCGGAUUGGUUUGUUUCUCCGGGAUGGCAUCACCUAUGGGAGUUUGGACUUCACGGGAAUGACAUUCAGUUUUGAGGCGUUGGCGAAGAAACAGAUGAAGAAACUAUGUAGUAAGCAGGCAGAAGGAGCAGUAGAACAAGAAGAAGCUUGCCCUCUCAAGGUCGAUCAUCCAGAGGUGUGCGAGGCAGUGUACAAUGGAGCAACCAGGACGAACGAGUUUUACAAUAAAGCAUUACUUUCAAACGGCAUGAGUGCUAAAGAUGGAGAUGCGAACAACAAGAACAUCAUCAAAGAUCAAGUUUUUGGCACUUUGGAAGGCUACGCAGCGUUUUUGGUGGAGACGACAGCGAUGUACCUGGCUUUCGCUUUAACGGCGAUGCUGUUGGGUUUGAGCUCUGACUGGCUGUUGCGGAGGAUAUAGCUUUUUGAGACUCGAGAACGCGAUCAUGUUCAUAGCGUCGAAGAAUAAGAUUUUCUAGUUCUUUGACUUCACCCAGAAACCCUGACUCUACUUUUUCAAGUCUGAAGUCG
Molecule: messenger RNA, 1526 nt
Organism: Amoebophrya sp. A25
Lineage: Eukaryota; Dinophyceae; Syndiniales; Amoebophryaceae
Source: the annotation of a GenBank genome assembly